AUGAGUUACAAUCCAUAUCAAAACAAUUACACACCUCCACCUCCAUCGUAUGGAGCACCUGGCGGAUAUUGUCCACCACCUCCUGACUCCAUGCCAGGUGGAUACUGCCCUCCACCACCUGGUUCGUCCUACCCAGUACCCGGUGGAUAUACUCCACCCCCGCCAAUGCCGAGCUACGGAGGAGGUCAAAUUCAUUAUCCCUAUGAAGGUUAUCAAACGCAUGCACCGCCACCAAAUUUCUGUCCACCACCACCCCCACAUCAUCAUCAUCAUCAUCAUCAUGGUUACCACUGA
Messenger RNA from Adineta ricciae, 294 nucleotides. Lineage: Eukaryota; Metazoa; Rotifera; Eurotatoria; Adinetida; Adinetidae. The record is from the annotation of a GenBank genome assembly.